CUUGACCGUAACAAAAUAAUUGCAAAUGGCCGACAUUUAGAAGUAAACCAUACAUAGUUUGUUUCCAAAAUCGUCAAAAAGUGAUACGGAUUCUGAUACAACCGUAAAAUGCAAUCCUGAAAAACUUACAGAGUUGUUGAGGAAGAUUUCUUUCAAGUUUGAAGUGGAUAUAGACAGUUCACCAGUGAUGUCUAGUGAUACCAGUACUCAGAGUGGAACAAGACUGUCUCAAAUGGAGUACGGUAGCCUUGGUAGUGUUGCUGGUACCUCACCUCAUAUCUAUCAAUAUAAUCAACAAUCACAGCUGAGAACCAGCUUGACUGCAAAUUCAAAUCUGCCAGGAACAUCAACAGUUAGGGUUCCAAUCAAAAAUAGGUCUCUGCAACUCAGUGCUUUGUCAAAGUCUCCUGGAUUGACAGUUUUACCAAGAGAUCUUGUAAAUGCAAAAAGUGGAGAAACUGGUAACCAGUACAUUAGUUUACCUCUCCGUCUUGAAAAUAUUGGUGGAAGUGUUCAGCUGGUUCCUGCUAAAACUAGGUCUGCCGGAGACCAAACUUCUCUGAUACCUGUUGUUGUGUCAGGAAAUGAAAUUUAUCAAAUUCAGGGGGAAGGAAGUCAAAAGAAUGUUGUUCUGUUAACUAAUUCACAGGCAGGACAGUCUUCAACAUUCCCUAGCAACCAGAAUCUUAGUCUAAGUGGUUUAUUAUCUACUUCCUCCAAGGCAGAAGGAUUACAAAUACAAGUUCCUAAAGUACAGACUGGUUUUCAAGAAGUACAGACUGUGACCACUUGUGAUCAAAAUACAGGAAACGGUUCUAGUCAAAUUAUGACUGGUUCUGUAUUUUCAGUACCUAAAGGGAAAAGUACGCAGGCAGUAGCUAGUCCAGUUUAUAAAUCUAAAUUAGAAAAAGCUAUGGCACAGAACUUAUUAAUGCAGAGUUCUGCAAAAAGUUCUAUAAACAAGACUUCAGCUGUACCUUCGAUUGCACAUAAAACAAUACCAGCUUCAGUUAAUGCACCAUCAGCUGAGACAAACACGAGUUUCAUAAAAUCAGACAGGUACAUCAGUAGACCAAUACCACAACAGCCUGUCCCACAGUAUGUAAUUACUGAAGAUGAUGCUGUAAGCAGUGUUCCCUCCAAAUCAACACUGAAAGUUUCAAAAGUUGCAGAAUAUUACAAAAAUUUUGUUGCUGGCAAAGGUAUGCAGCAACAAGAAAAGCAGGCAUUCUACCAGCAGCCCAUUGAGACACAAUUAUUAUUAAAGACCAAGUCCGCACCCCAAUACUCUAUCAUUCCUGAUGAUUUUCAUAGUAACCCAAAAAUAAUGGACGUAUUUAGUAUUGCAGAUGGUGGUACUGAAAGCAACGUGGAGCUAGAAGUUGCGAGUAAUCAGGAAUUUGCUCAUUCGUCUCUUCCUACAUUUGGCAGCUUGCCUAUUGAACAGCUAGAAAUGGCUAUCAGGGAAAAAACAUACGAAGAUCAUUGUAUGGGGAAAUCUAUCCUGGAAGUGUUAUGGAGCUUCAGACAAGAUGAUCUGUAUUGUGAUGCUGUGCUUUAUGCCGGGCCAAAUGAGAUCAAGCUUCAUAAAAUAGUUCUGAUUGGUGUGAGCCCAGAAAUCCAGAAACGAGUCUUAAAGACGUUGGAACCAGAACUAAAGCUUGUGUUACCUGGCGACAUGCUGCAUGAGAAUAUCAUGACCUUUUUAUACUACAUUUACAAUGGGUUGAUUAAACUUACACUGGAGAAUGUCCAGCAGAUUUACAGAUUAUCUGGAAUAUUUGGGUUGACUCAGCUCAGUAAACACUGUUAUGACUUCUGUAAGGUGGCUAAGAUGGGACAUCUUAUCAUCGGCAGUCCUUACCAGGAGGCUGCUAAACAAAUCCAAAAGGAGACAGUGGCUACAGAACUAUUGCCGGUUAGUUUGACAGUGGACAGGUCUGUCAUUCCAACCACAGUCACUACAUCUACCUUGCUUUCGUCACCAAAACUGUUAACAAAAGCCAAACCACCUGUGAAGAAAGAAAGUCGAGAAAAUUUUGAAACCAUUAGCUCAGAAAUUGAUUGGAUGACAAAUGAUCCCUCACAGAGUAAUAUCCCAAUACGAAAAAGGGGAAGAAACAGAAAAACUGGACAAACUAACAUGAUUAAAACUACUGAAAGUGAAACUGUGAACAGAAUUGAUCAAGAAACUGUAGAAAAUGUUCAAGAAAUCAAUAAUGACAACAGUGUGACUGAAAAUACUGAACCAACGACAGAAAUCAGAAAUGCUCAUCCUAAAAAGAAUGAAGUUAAUAAAUUUGGAUUUAAUCAGUCACUGGCUGAAUAUGAAAUGUUUAUAGCAAAUGAUGAUGGUGCAAAGAGUACUGAUGACAGAAAUUUAAACAGUGGUAUAGAUACAGCAGAAGGAAGCAGGAAACAGACUGAACUGAUUGAUGAUUUUGUAGACCAUCUUACAGCCUUACCAGAUCCCCUAGUUUCUGGGAAACUUGAUGAAAAUGAACUGUUAAAAUUAAAGGAAACUGAAGAUAAAUCAAACAAAAAUAGUUCCGAAAAACUACUUACACCACACACUCCAAAUAAACCAGAAGUAAGGAGAUUUCGUGCAAGAGCAAACAUUAGUGUUGUUGAAGCGGCAUCACAAAUGAAAGCAAAGUCUAACGAUAUGAGUACAAUUUCCUCUAUAAAAAGUAGAAGAAAGAGAGUAAUGAAGAAAUCUCCAACAGGUCCUUACACAGAUAAACAGACUGGCUCAGAGAUUAAAAGACUUUUAACAAAUCCAACAAAAACUGUGACAGAAGCCGUUCCAGUUUUGGAGAAAGAAAAGGAGGCUAUAAAAACAAAAUCUGCAACUGGGCAGAAUAUUUUGAAUGCAAGUUUAAAUGAAAUUCCACCUCUGACAACUAAUAUUACAAAAGAUAUAGCAGAUAUAGAACCAACAAAGGUUGUAGAUGAAGGAAGGUUGAAAAAAGUGGUAGAGAAUUUAACAGCAAAACCAGGACAGGAAGUUAUGGAAACUGACCCUGAUGAACCGUCACCUAAAUAUCCAUCAGCACCAAAAAAAGCAAAAUUAAGGAAAUCUACUAUGGAGAAACAAGAAUUGAAGGAUACAGUGUACAUGAGACCCCCUCCGAAAAAGCGUACAAAAGAAAUCAGAGAAAUGAUGAAAAAUGAGGAAGAUGGUAAACUCAAUGGGAAAGAUUCAGAGGAAAAUUCAAAGACUUCUGAAGAGGGAAAGUUGGAUUUGAAAGAAGUUGGAAAAGAAAAUUCAACAAAGAAAGUAAAAACAAAAAGAAAAAGACCUAGAGUUAAGAAUGAUAUUGUUAUGGCAAAGGUUUAUGAAAUAGAGAAAGUUGCCGUAUCUAUUAAUUCAGAGAAGAUUUAUCGUUGUGCAUUUUGCUCUGUUGAGUUCAAGUUUGCUAAACGUGCUGUUACACAUUUAAUUGGCACUCAUGACAUUGACUUAGAUGACACACCAGACUAUGUUUCUGUUGAGAAAAAGACAGAGGACAGUAAAGAUCUGCAAGAGUGUGAUAUCUGUGGGUUUAGGCCAAAAGAAUCGGGAACAUAUUAUAUUCAUUAUCAUAAAUAUUUCAGACAUCAGAUUCCACUACCAAAAGGAUGGCAGGCAUACAAAUGUGAUCUAUGUCAUAAAGAGUUCUUCACAAAAUUUCAGUUACGUGAGCACAAACUUAUCCAUUUUGAGGAUAAUCCGUUCGUUUGCGAACAGUGCGGAAGUGGAUUUAGGUCACGUACUUGCCUCAAUAGUCAUGUAUUUCAUAAGCAUAGUUCAGUGCGCAAACACAAAUGUCCCGAAUGCCCAAAGACAUUCAAAACAGCAACGCAGAUGAAAGUUCAUCAGCGGGUUCAUACUGGCGAAAAGCCGUUCUUAUGUCCGACAGAGCAUUGUAUCUACCGAAGUACAACUCGUGGAAAUAUGAAGUUGCAUUUAACAAGCAAACACAAACUUAAUCCUGGCACUGUAAAGAGCCUUAUGGAGGCACUUGAAGCGAGUGAAGUUGGCCCAGAAUCACUUUUAUUUGAAGAAAGUUUUAACAAUGGAACAAAUAAGCAGACACUACCACGAGAAGGUGGUACAGAAUCUGGGCCUUUUGAUAUUCUUGUGCAGACUGCAGCUCUAGAGAAUAGUGAUGUCACAAGUAACCGUGAGCAAUACGUUUCUGGUCAAAUGGAAGUUAUUACUCAGGAUAAUGUUAUGGUAUCAGCAUAUAGUGGGCCAGUGCCUGUAAGUGCUCCUAUUAUGUUAAAUGCUAGAGAUUAUUCCCUUGUUAGUCAGGCAGCUGUUCAAAAUCAAGAUUUAGAUAUGGUAAUGCCAGAGGAUAACCAAAUGCUAGAAAACCAAAAUAUUCCACGUCAUGUGGAAAUGCUCAUUCAAGAUGCACAUCAGUUUAUGCAACACCAGGAUAAUCCCAAUCAGAAUCAAUAUGUUCAAGAUUUCCAGGAAAGUGCUGAAAAUGAAAUUCAAGAUAUGAGAAACAGGUUACCUGAUCAAAGCUCACUUGGUCAAACAUACGAAACACCGAGUAAUAGUAGUGGAUCACGCUUUUCCGAUAAUUCUCAGAUUCAUGGAACUCAUAAGAUUCUAGAUCCACACUCCAAGGAAGCCAGAAUGAUGAUAAGAGAAGCUUUUGAAGGGCAUGGAAGUAGGUCUCUUUUGAAGUCAGCCAUUUUGCAUGGGAACCAGGAUAGCCAAAGACUUGAGAUAGGAACCAGACAUUUGCCUGAUAAUUCAAACAUCUCAGAGUCCACAAACUUACUUAAUGAAGCUGAAAAACUUGUUAUAGAUUUACAUGAAAGUGGUAGUCACCAAAUCCCUCUUAAUCAAGAAGAUGAGGUUGUUCAGCGACUAAGGUCACAAAUUCAACAGUUACGUGAAAGUAAUGAGCAAUAUAGGGACAGUACUCCUACUGCACUUUUUAGAAAUGAACAUUCAGUACCUGAGAUCCUUCUUCAAAAUAUAACAUCACAACAACAGACAAUGGAACCAGCCCACUUCCAGGCAUACCAUCAUUCGUCUGGUUCUCCACCUGCCUAUAGUUCCUCUUCACAUGGGUUAAUCACAUUACCAGUCUCAGAUAUAGAGACACAGUCUAAUGUGACCUUAACCUCAGUUUCACAAAAUGAGACUCAAGGUCAAAUUCAUUCUUUACAGUCAUUACAAGGUCAGGGCUACACUCCUGUAGCAUCACAGUCAACAACCAAUCAGUAUGGGCCAGAUGGGGCCCUGUAUCAAGGAUAUUACCAGGAACAUUAUGAUAUUGAAAAUUACUGAGAGUUGUAACGAUCCUCGUAUAUAACCUCAACAAUCAAACUAAAUAUAAAACUUCUAGCUCCUUCCGAAGAAAGGAUAUAUUGUUUUUCUAAUUGUUGGUCUGUUAGUCGGUUGGUAGAUUAUUUGUUUUUAGAAUAAUAACAAGAGAAUCUAAGGACCAACAAUGUUCAAACUUCAUAGGGUAAUUGCAUUUGGUUGAUCGAUAACACUUUUGUUUUGGGGUCAGUACGUCAUUGGAGACUGGAAACCAUUUUGGUGCCAUAACUAGAGAAUGCUUUUGCUUACUGUUUGCAACUUUCAUAGCAUAUUUGCCUAUGGUCAGUACAUAAUCCCUAUUGUUUUGAGAGCCUGUAAGUCAAACGUGAAGGUCACCAUGAUGUAUAGACUGAAAAUGGUUUCUGCUCAAUAACUAAAGAACUCUUUGGUCUACUUCCUUCACUCUUUAUAGGAUGAUUGCCUGUAGUCGUUAAAUGACCCUUCUUAUUUUAUGGGUCAGUAGGCCAAAGGUCAAAGUCACAUUUAACUUAAGUUUCUGUUUAAUUCCUAGAAAAAUGUUGUUGCCUACUUUUUAGCUUCAUAGUUAUUGCCUGUGGUUAACACAUGACCCCUUACGUUUUUGAGUCAGUAGGUCAAAGGUCACAGUGACCUUGAAACUGAAAACAGUUCCCAGUCAAUAUGUUAAGCACCUUUCAUAGAUUGAUUGUAAUUAGGAGGUGUUCCCUAUUGUUUUUGGGAUCAGAACCUCAAGGGUCAAGUUCAUAGUGACCUUUAGAUUGAAAAUGGCUUGUGAUCAGUUACUAGAGAACACUUGGGGUCUAUUGGCCUACAAACUUUAUAAGAUGAUUACCUAUAGUCAAUAGAUGACCCUUGUUGUUUUGGGGUAUUACGUCAAAAGUCAAUGUCACAGCAUACAAAGUAACAUACAUAGUUGCAAAGGCCAUUAUGAGGGGGGAGGGUGUUUACAAACACCUUGUUUUCUAAUAAUGCAGUGUUUGAUUAGGGCUAAAUAUUUUUGAUUGACAGUUCAGGAAUUUUCUAUUGCUUUGCUGGCUUCCAUUAUAAUGUCAGUACUGGUCUAAAUGAAAAAAAAACUUCUUUAACUUGUGUUGAAAAGCUGUCUACUGUAUAAGUCACUUUAAUAGUAAAAUUUUGUUGUGAAAUAAAAGAAAUUUAUCUGAACAUUAUACUAUAUGCAUAAAACAUCAACUUCAGUAAAUGCUGGUAUAUGAUUGCUUUGUAUUUUACUGAUAUCUGUUGUAAGUAUUUGAUGAUAAUAAUGAAUUAUAUUUUCAGGUACAUCUGUAGGCAUAUUACAAAGUCUUUUCUCUUUCAUAAUGAUAAUCAAUGUGUUUAACACAGACUAAGAAAGACAAAAAAUGGUAAUGAACUACAGUAAAGACUGUCUACAGUGACCAACCUUUGGAGAAUUUCAAAAAUGUCAUUGUAGACAGGUAGUUUCUAUACACAAUCUGACUGGGAGAGGUCUUGGUUUUAGGUAAAUAAUACAUGUUCUAGUUAGCAUUUAAAACCUUAAAACUUUUAAACACUCUGCCUGCUAAAGCAUGGAAUAUUUUAAGUGAUCUUUUAAAGCAUAGUUUAAUAUAAAUUGAUUUAAAAGUUCAGUUCUGGAGAAGUUUUCUACCUUUGAGAGGGUGGUCAAAAAGUCAUUAUAAAGGUUCGAAGUUAGGAUUCAUGGUCGCUGUACGCGUCAGACGGGGUUGCUAGAAACAAGCCAAUUUUGAUAUGAAAUGAACCGGGAGGAAAUAAAAAAAGUCAUUGUAGACAGAAAGUCGCUGAAAGCAAGGGGUCGCUGAGGCAGUCUUUACUGUAUUUGUAAUCUGAUUCUUUGAAAAUGACUAGACCAUGAACUUUUUUUUAAAAUUUAUUUUGAUUGCUUAUAGCUAGUGCAUUUUCUACUAUAAUUUUCAUCAGAUACUUUUAUAAAAUUGUGUUUUUGCUUGUAUUCCUGUAAGAUUUUUAUGCUCACCGAAAUGGGCGAGCAUAUGGUUGCCGCUUUGUCCAUCCGUCACAUUUUUUUGUCAGGAGUACAACUUGAAAAGUAUUAAUGCCAUUUGAUUGAAACUUCAUAUAAUCAUAGAGGCCAUUGAGACAAAGUGCAGUGUCAAAGAAUCAUAACUCUACCUUACCUAGUUUUUGAAUUAUCUCCCUUUAUUAUACAAAAUAAGGCUUGUCAGGAGCAUUACUUGAAAAGUAUUAAUAGUAUUUCAUUGAAACUUCACAAAUUGAUAGAGGCCAUUGACGGGAAGUGCAGUGUCGAAGAACCAUUACUCUACUUUACAUAAUUUUUGAAUUUUCUCCCUUUAUUAUACAAAAUAAGGCUUGUCCGGAGUAUAACUUGAAAAGUAUUAAUGGCAUUUGAUUGAAACUUCACAUAAUCAUAGAGGCCAUUGAGACAAAGUAUCAAAGAAUCAUAACUCUACCUUACCUAGUUUUAAGUUCAUCUAUCACAUAGUGACAGGGUGAGCUUUUGUGAUCGCCUGACAUCCAUCCGUCCUUUCACACUUUCUUGUGAACACAAUGUGACAAUAGAGACCACAUUUUGCAACUGAUUUUUAUCAAACUUGCACACAACUUGUAUUGGCAUAAUAUCUCAGGGUUCCUUUCGAAAACUGGCCAGAUCCCAUCAUGGGUUCCAGAGUUUAAAGGGCCAGAAUUUGCUAUUUUUGGCUUGUGAACACGAUAGAGACCACAUUUUGCAAUUGAUUUUAAUAAAACUUGCACACAACUUAGUUUUUGAAUUAUCUCCCUUUAUUAUACAAAAAAGACUUGACCAGAGCAUUACUUGAAAAGUGUUAAUGGCGUUUCAUUGAAACUUCACAAAAUGAUAAGAGGCCAUUAUCAGGAAGUGCAGUGUCAAAGAACCAUAACUCUACCUUACCUAGUUUUUGAAUUAUCUCCCUUUAUUCAAUUUUCUUCCUUUGAUUAUCUUUAUUUAUUGUUUUUAGGUUUCAUAUAUAUUAUUCCCCAUAUUGGAACAAGCACUUGCAUCGGGGAGUAUCAUUCGUUGUUAAUGACUCCUUGUUUUUUUUUUCAUUUUCCCAUAACACAAAAAAUAUGCAAAAUAAACAAUCCAAAGCAAAUAAUAAACUCUUUAGGGUGUGUGUAUUUUUUAAUUGGUAAAAAAAGAACAAUCUCGAUUGGUUUCUAGUAAAUCGUGUUAUAACAUAUUUGUAAACAUUUAUUUUGUCUGUGUAUAAUGGAUAUGAAAAGAGGAAACAGUGUUUUAGCAUGAACUGUGUUGUUCUCAAUGUAUUAUUUGUUUAUUUAUUAUAUUUUGGUUAAAUAUUUGUUAUUUUAAUUCCUGUUAUAAUGACAUUUGUUAAUUACAGUAACAAUUUUAUGAUGUAUUCUGACAGAAAUUUGAAAAUGAUUUUUUAUUUGUUGUUACAUUGUCAGAUGAGAUGUUUCAAUUUCACAUAGAUAUAAUUAGGUGAGAACAUAAUGUGUAAUAGAUCUUACACACAACAGACAGCAUUUGCAAUGUUCUGAAUUUUGACACCACAGAUACAUAUUGAAAUAAAGAUAGAUAUCUUGCACAUAUUGGUACAUGUAUGAAAUUGCAAUCUCUAACAGACUGGAUUUAUAAUGAAAUAAAAGUACAUUGAAAUAAAAGUGCAAUUUUGAA
Messenger RNA from Mercenaria mercenaria, 8939 nucleotides. RefSeq lists its product as uncharacterized. Gene Ontology annotation, molecular function: RNA polymerase II cis-regulatory region sequence-specific DNA binding; protein binding; DNA-binding transcription factor activity, RNA polymerase II-specific. Gene Ontology annotation, cellular component: nucleus. Lineage: Eukaryota; Metazoa; Mollusca; Bivalvia; Venerida; Veneridae. The record is from RefSeq and is a predicted model, not a curated record. Bases 188 to 5293 code for a protein of 1701 amino acids. Gene Ontology annotation, biological process: regulation of transcription by RNA polymerase II. The transcript is spliced from 7 exons.